Symbiodinium natans is the source of this 4545-nucleotide messenger RNA. The record is from the annotation of a GenBank genome assembly. Lineage: Eukaryota; Dinophyceae; Suessiales; Symbiodiniaceae.
AUGGACGAACUGCUUUCGCAGCUUCAGCACAAGAUCAACCGGACUCACCCAAUCUGUGUUCCGUCCGUGGGUGAUAAGGAGACCGGCAGUCGUCUCUGUCAUUGGUCCCCGUUGGCGGAUGCACUGGGCAGCAAUGAUCCCAAAUCUGGUGGCGAGUGGUGGGCAGUUCUUGACAGACUAGCGGCUGAGGAUCCUGGUUGCGGUGCUGCGAUUGGCUGUCUAGUGGGCCUCGCGCUGGGUGAUGCCUGUGGCGCGCCGUUAGAGUUCUGCGCCGUGGACUCGCGGCUUCCCGAUUUGCCUGACGGGGACUUCUCGGACCCGAGAAGGCCAUGCCUUCUGGCCCAGCUGGAUGAAGGCGGCCAGUUGAGCUACAAGCACGCGAGGAACAAAUUCGACUUGAAGCUAGGCCAAUGGACAGACGAUGCCAGCAUGGCAUUGUGCCUAGCCGAUUCCCUACUAGUGCGUGGGAGAUACGAUGGGGGCGACGUGCGAGUGAGAUGGCAUAUGUGGUGGUUUCACGGAUAUUGCAAUGCCUUCCGCUACGAUCCCGAACGUCGGAAGGGCCGUGGUUCGGUUGGGUUGGGAGGCAACGUCGCCAAGUCGCUGCAGGAGAUUGAGCGUGCCGUGCACCUUGCUCAGUCUGCUGGCCGCUUGCCGAAGAAUGCCAGCCAUGCAAGCGUUGUGCCACCAGUGUACCAGUCGGCUUCGAAUGACUCCGGCAAUGGCAGCUCGGUUGCUAUACAAAACCUCAUCUUCAUGAGCUCGACAACGAGUGCUUUCGCCGCCUUCCUGGAGCAGCAGCUGCGGUUGCUGCACCAGCAGAUCGUGGAGAAGCAUGAGGAGAUUGUCAACGGUAUCCUGGAGGAUGUUCCCCUGCGCUCUGGACUCCUAGGGCGGCUGCAGGGAACUCGUGCGGACUCCAAGAAAAGCACGGCGAAGAUGGCAGUCGGCGGCAGCUGGUAUGGUGGCAUCCCCGGCUCCGUCGCUGACGAGGAUGUGAGCAGCUACUCGUCCGUGAGCGAAGUCUAUGACAUGAACAGGCAGUCGCUGAUGAGCCGCACGUCGAACAAUGACAUCCUGCAGCAGCUUCAACUUCAGCAGCUCCAGCAGCUGCACAGCUUGCAGAUGGCACGGGAGGCCUCACUGCCUUCCACGCAAAAUCCGGCCGAGGCUGCACCAGAUCGGCUGCACAGGGUCGGGAGGAGGACGCAUUGCGGCAGCCUGAAGAUGUCGCCGAACACGGCGGUUGAACAAGGCUCGGUCCUCGGCGAUCUUGGCAUCAUUCCCAGGUCCCGCCGCCGCAAGUCGGACUUUGCCGUCCCUCAUAGCGCCACAGGCGAGUCGCCGGGGCGAUCAGAAGUGAGCCUUCCGGUUGUGCAGGGCUGGCUUCCCCUUCCACCUGCGAAGCCGGAAGUCCAAGUCCACAACAAGGAAUGGAACCUGGAUCGUGUGUCCGAGAAUUCCGUCUCGCAAAUGUCCUCCAACGGUUCGCCACGAAGGUCCUCCAAGAUCUUGCGUGGAGAGGUGGUGGGUGCGAAGCAGUCAGACGCGGCAAAUGCGAGUGAUGGGCAGGAGUCACGUGUCGAAGAAGGCGAGGCGAGAACCAAUCAGACUUCUAUGGUAAGCUCUGCGCACACGGAGGAGCCAAUGCAGGUGAGAUUUCCGGCCGCCCGCCCCCGCCGUGUGUCGGAUGCUGCUGGAUCCGUGGCCUCCUUCUUCGGGGGGCCCUUCUUCCGGCAAGACAGCCGUCUGAGCCUCGAGGGUCCCGGCUGCCAGCCCUUGACCGACGACUUUGACUACGAGUUCGAGCUGCUUCCGUGCUGGAACCGAAGUGCGAAGCAUUCGGCCAAGGUGACGAAGUUCCACCGCCUGGUGACCAGAUCAUCGCUGAGCAAGGUUUUCAGCGACUUCCAUGACCAGUUUGAGGAUGAGAAGGCGCGGUUUGUCAUCAAGCCCUUCUCGGCCAAGAAGAUCACGUGGGACAUGUUGAUUUGCUGCAUCGUCCUGCAUGAUGGCAUUGUGCUGCCGCUCCAGCUCUUGGGCAUCCAGGUUUCCACGUCAGAAACACUGGCAUGGCCCCUGACACUGGCUUGGACAGUGGAUUUGGCAGUGUCCAGCACCAUCACGUUCGAGCGCAGUGACGGCACUUGGGAGACACGAGUGAGUUACACCUUCCGGCGUUAUUUGGGAGGCUCCUUCUUGCCUGAUGCCGCGUUGGCAGUCAUGUCCUGGGUGGAGCACUUCGCAUUCGCACAGAGCUUCAAGUUCCUGCGCAUCUGCCGGCUUGUGCGACUCUACCGCGUCGAGGCAAUCAUACAGCUCAUCUCGAACAACAUUCGUUCGGAACGAGCAGUGUUGUGCAUCGGGAUUUCAGGAAAGAUUCUCUGGUUGGCCGUGUUCCUUCAUUUCAUUGCCUGCCUCUGGCUGAGCCUGGGGCGACAGGAGGGCGGUUGGGUCUCCUAUCACAAGCCCGGCGUCUCCGACGUGCAGCAGUACAGCAUUGCCUUCCACUGGACCUUGGCGCAGUUCCAUGGAUCCAUGGAGCUCUACCCAGUUACGGUCGAGGAGCGUAUCUUUGCAUUCUGCUACCUGCUCAUGGCCUACAUCCUUGCGGUGGUCUUCAUUUCGAGCAUGACGUCAGCCAUGACCAGGCUGUACCUCAUCACCGGCAUACAGGCAGGGCAUCAGCGCGUGCUGCGCUGGUUUCUCAUCGACAACGGCAUCUCAAGGCAGCUGACGGCGCGGAUCCACUCGAACUUGAAGGCAGCCUUGACUGCCCAGUCCCACGCCGUCCCGGAGACUGAGGUGGAGUUCCUCCAGCUGGUUUCCGAGAACCUCCGGAUGGAGCUCCACUGCGAGAUGUACGGGCCAGCCUUGCGCCACCAUCCGCUGCUGGCGCCGAUGACGGCGCAGAUGGUGAAGCAGCUCUGCCACACGGCGAUCUCCCUGGCUCUCAUCUCCCACGGUGAUCUAGUUUUCAUCCAAGGGGAGGUGCCGGUGGAGCCCCGGAUGGUCUUCAUCACCGACGGGGACCUCGUGUACUUCCGCAGCGGCAAGUUUGAGUCCAUGCACCUCAACCACGGCCAUCACGCUGCGGAGCCGGUGCUGUGGACAGAUUGGCUCCAUCACGGCACGUUGCGGGUGGCGUCCAUGCGCGUCAGGCUUCUUCUUCUCAGCGCAAAGACCUUCCAGGAGCUCGCCCUGAAGAAUACCUGCCCCGAAAUUGAUCUCUUCGCUUACGCUGCUGAAUUCGUGCGGCAAUUCAAUGAUCUGGAGCCUGUCGACCGCCAUGACUUGUGGUGCAACAUGGAUUUGACAGGCGUGCCGACCCCAUCCCGGACUGUAAUUGAUGGAACCAGGGACAGUUUGGCAGGCAUCGAUUUUCAGGACCCCGAUCUCGAAGGAGAGCCCAGCUCCAUCAUGAGGCUGGGCCCAGUCCCGGUGGCCUACCAUCUGGUGCCGUCGCAAGCCUUGGAGGUGGCUGGGUGGCAGUCCUUAGCCACCCACCCUGGCUCCGAGGCCGCACUUUGCUGCCGGUUCAUCGCCUCCUUCUGUGUGGCAGCCAUUGGCCGCCAUAGGGAUGCUGGGAAAACCUCCGAUGCAGAGCUGACCGUUCUAGACCCUAUCGGUGAUCCGCAGGCCUUCUUGGACAAUCACAUCAACAGCUUCCUUCAGCAAGGCGAUGGAAUGGCGCUGCCGAAGAAGCUCGACCAGGACGGAUCCUGCGCCCGUCGGCUGCACAUGCUGCUGCAGAGCCAGGCGCCCUCGAGGAAAGAGGCGCACUGGAAUUGGAAAGUCGCCCGAUUGCCGAUCGCUGACGCGAUCUCAGCCAGGCAAGGCACUGCUGGAGUGGACCUGUACAAUGGGCAUCCUACUAUCGCCACCUAUUUCGGUGCGUACUGUAUGGAUGGGCUGGCGAUGGCUCUUUGGGCUCUCUGGAAUUCCAGCAGCUACUCCGGCGCCGUGCGUUUAGGUGUGAACUUGCUGGGUGAUGCAGACACUGUCGGUGCCAUCGUCGGGCAGAUGGCAGGCGCUCUCUACGGCUGGCAGCGGAUCAAGUCCGAGGAGUUCUCCUCACGCUGCGUCCGGAACUUAAAGUACUGGGACAAAUGCGCCGAGAUCGGGCUCCGAGCAGCGCUGCUCUACCACUUCGGGCCACGUCCCCGCGCUUCUUUGAAAGCCCUCGAAGGUGAGUCGAAGGUAAAGAUGUACCAGCGGCCCAGUGUGGAAUCUGCACUUGCGGGUGAACUGCCGCCUGGUGAGUGGGUGACCUGCGUGGACGCGGCCAGGGACUUCUACUGUGCCUCGCACGAGAGCAGUGGCCUACAGGGCUGGGUGCCACAAAAGAGCAUCCAAGACUGGGCGCCCGCGGCGGGUACCGAAGAGCUGCCACUGUUCGUCGUUAGUGGGCCGGAGGUACCGAAGUCGCCAGCGCUUCCCCGCCGCGACGCAUCGCCGACGCCUCUGAUCCCGAAGGAGCCCACCCCCAGGCCCACUUUGCGUGACAUCAAGCUUCCCUUCUUGGUGUCCGCCCGCCGGCCGUGA